UGUUCUCACCUUUCAUUGCAACCAUAAAACUUUAAUACAAUGGCAAUUUGUCACUAUAAAUAAAUGCUUAGAGUUAUUUGCACAUUAACUCUCACACCAAUAAUGAAGUCCCUUCGUCUUGUAGCAACUUCUCUGUCUUGUGUUGUGCUUGUGCUUGUGCUUGGAGGAUUACCAUUCUCCAUAGAUGCACAACUUAGUCCAUCUUUUUACAACAAAACAUGUCCAAAUGUUAGUUCUAUUGUGACCCAAAUUCUAACAAAUGUUUCCAAGACUGAUCCUCGAAUGCUCGCCAGCCUCGUCAGGCUUCACUUUCAUGACUGCUUUGUUCAAGGCUGUGAUGCUUCUGUUUUGCUGAACAACACUGCUACAAUCGUAAGCGAACAAGAAGCGUUUCCAAAUAACAACUCUUUAAGAGGUUUAGAUGUUGUAAAUCAGAUCAAAACAGCCAUAGAAAAAGCUUGUCCCAACACUGUUUCUUGUGCUGAUAUUCUUACACUUUCUGCUCAAGCUUCUUCUGUUCUUGCACAAGGUCCCAGUUGGACAGUUCCUUUAGGAAGAAGAGAUGGCUUAACUGCAAACCGAACGCUUGCGAAUCAAAAUCUUCCAGCUCCUUUCGACGCAUUGGAUAAACUCAAAGCUGCAUUUAAAGCUCAAGGACUCGAUACUACUGAUCUAGUUGCUCUCUCUGGUGCUCAUACAUUUGGAAAAGCUCAUUGCUCUUUCUUCGUUGGCCGAUUAUACAACUUCAGCAAUACUGGAAAACCCGAUCCAUCUCUCAACACAACCUACUUGACACAAUUGCGCACGAUAUGUCCCAAUGGUGGACCUGGCACCAACCUUACCAAUUUUGAUCCAACGACUCCUGAUAAAUUCGACAAAAACUAUUACUCGAAUCUUCAGGUGAAAAAUGGCUUACUCCAAAGUGAUCAAGAACUGUUCUCAACAUCUGGUGCAGAUACCAUUAGCAUUGUCAACAAAUUCAGCGCAAAUCAAAGCGCUUUCUUUGAGAGCUUUAAGGCUGCAAUAAUCAAAAUGGGCAAUAUUGGUGUGUUAACUGGCAGCCAAGGAGAGAUUAGAAAGCAAUGCAACUUUGUUAAUUCAAAAUCAGCAGAGCUAGAUAUAGACACUAUCGAGUCUAUUGAUUCAUCAGAGGAGGAUGGUAUUGUUAGCUCAAUAUAAAUAAACUAGGAUCAUUGUACUUUAAAUUAUGUGAUUAGAGAGGCCACUAAUAAAUCGUAAGUUAUAACUAGGGACCUUCAUGUCACUUGAAAUCCUAUGCUUUGUAUGUGAGAGAACAUGAUCUUGUAUUAUGAGUACUCACAUUAAUAUAUCAAAUAAAGCUUUAAGUACACUUUACUA
Messenger RNA from Lathyrus oleraceus (garden pea), 1359 nucleotides. Its product is annotated as peroxidase 15. Gene Ontology annotation, molecular function: peroxidase activity; heme binding. Lineage: Eukaryota; Viridiplantae; Streptophyta; Magnoliopsida; Fabales; Fabaceae. The record is from RefSeq and is a predicted model, not a curated record. The coding region runs from base 64 to 1179 and encodes 371 amino acids. Gene Ontology annotation, biological process: hydrogen peroxide catabolic process; response to oxidative stress. The transcript is spliced from 2 exons.